AUGUUCCCGACAAUCUGGUUUCCGCACCGUCAUGUGCGCCGGCUAACUUGUACUCUCCUCGUUUCAUCGAAAUCCAUCCUUCACAGCUUCUCUAAAGGGUUAAUUUUCCCGGCGCGCGGAUUUAGCGCUUCUGAUGGACCCACGGCCGUUAGAUCGGUCCCUGCUGGUUUGGCGGCAGCUAGAUCAACGGCUGCGAUUGGCGGAGGGGAUAGCGGGAAGAACGGCGGAGGAUCGGUUGCGCGAGCGUCGGUGCCGGUGGUGAUUGUGGGCGCGGGGCCGGUGGGGCUCUCCCUUUCCAUCAUGCUCUCGCGUUUAGGUGUUCGGAAUGUGGUGGGGGAGAAGGAGCAUGGGCUGCAGCAGCAGGAGCAAGGCAAGGGCGUUCCGAAUGUGGUGGUGGAGAGGGAGCAUGGGCUGCAGCAGCAUCCCGCAGUGGCUAGAAAGGCGUUGGGAAUGUGGUGGUGGAGAGGGAGAAUGGGCUGCAGCAGCAUAUCAACUGCCGCCCUUUUCUCCCCUCCCCUUUCCUUCUCCUCCCUCUUCCCAGGCGUUCGGAACGUGGUGGUGGAGAGGGAGCAUGGGCUGCAGCAGCACUCGCAAGGUUGUGCUUCCCUCCCCUCAUCUCAUCCGUGCAUAUUCUCAACUUCCUUCCUUUUACUAGGCGUUCGGAACGUGGUGGUGGAGAGGGAGCAUGGGCUGCAGCAGCAUCCCGCAGCGCAUCUUAUUAACAACAGAACCAUGGAGGUGUUUCCCCUCAUGCGCCCCCUUAACAAUCAACUAAUCUCUGUCUCACUUCCUUCCCUUCUUUCCUUCCAAACCUCCCUCCCCCAGAUUUUUUGCCUCAUGGGCCCUCUUUACAAUCACAUUACCAGUCAGCAGCCCCCUUUAGAGGAGUGGCGGUCGUUUGUGCACUGCACGCGCAUUCUGGGGCGGGAGCUGGGGUUUGAAAACAGGAUCAUGUUCGUUCCCCUCAUGGCCCUCUCAAUCACUUCACGAAUAUUUCGCCUCAUGGGCCCCCUUUACAAUCACAUCACAAGUCAGCAGCCCCCUUUAGAGGAGUGGCGGUCGUUUGUGCACUGCACGCACAUGCUGGGGCGGGAGCUGGGAAAGCAGGAUCACUUCAAAGGGCAGGAAGAACUGGUUUAUGCCACAGCUGCUGCUGGCACAGUCACCAUCUGUCUCUUUCUCUUGAUCCCUGUGCGGCUGUGCCCCAUCUCCCCUCCCCCCUCCCCAGGCCACGUGAGAAUUCUCAAAAGCGACACAGUGACCAUCUGUCUCUUUCUCUUAAUCCCUUCUUCUACUGGCUCCCAGACCAUCCCCUUUAUAAGAUCAGCAUCGGAGAAGCCUAUAAGAAUUGACUGCUCAUACUUGAUUGGCUGUGAUGGUGCUAACAGCAGCAUCCGGGCGGCGAGUUUUGUCCCGGCUCAACCAUCCCAAAGACCAGACGAGUCAGGCGACGCAGCCAAUCAUAGCCGCGGAAAAGAAGAGGCCGAGCAGUUGUUCAUGCAGGGGCAGAGGGGGGGAGGGGAACUGCAUCAAGUGACAAUGCAGGGGCACAGGCAGCUGCAGCGGGUGCUGUCGGUGCAUUUCUCCUCACGCCCGCUCGGGUUGAGGCUGCUGGCGCUGCCCCGCCCAGCGAUGCUCUAUUUCGUGUACAACACAGAGGGGGUCGGGGUGGUGGUGGCGCACUGCUUGAGAGAAGGAGAGUUUGUCGCCCAGGUGAGGGCACUGAGGCACUGUGGAAAGGAUGUGGUUGCGCUGGCUGCCCCGCCCCGCCAUGCUCUAUUUCGUGUACAACAGCGAGGGGGUCGGUGUGGUGGUGGCGCACUGCUUGAGAGAGGGAGAGUUUGUCGCGCAGGGGAGGGCGUGGGGGUGGGGGUGGCGCACUGCUUGAGGGAAGGGGAGUUUGUUGCCCAGGUGAGGGAAUUGAGAGUGUUUAGCAGCUCGGUGCCUCUUACUCUCUCCAACCCUCUGCCCACAUCGCAUUGCCUCGUACUCUCUCCAACCCUCCGCCCACAUCGCAUUGCCUCGUACUCUCUCCAACCCUCCGCCCACAUCGCAUUGCCUCUUCCUUCUUCUUCUUCCCUGCGGCUCCCCAUGUCCUAG
This is a messenger RNA of Closterium sp. NIES-65, 2100 nucleotides long. Lineage: Eukaryota; Viridiplantae; Streptophyta; Zygnematophyceae; Desmidiales; Closteriaceae. The record is from the annotation of a GenBank genome assembly.